AGAGAGUGAAGAGAGAGACAGGGGUUCUUCUGACUCUGGAGGAUGCCGUUAUUUGCCUUCCUGCUCUGGGCUGUCUCACUCUCUGAUGGCUUUAACAUUGAUGUGUUGAAGCCGGAGGAGUUCUCGGGGACUGAGGAGAGUUUUUUCGGCUACAGGCUGCUGCAGUAUGGCUCUGACCAGAUGAAACAAAUUAUUGUCAGUGCCCCGCUGAAUGAAAGGUCAGGAGCUGUUUAUAAAUGUCCGGUGGAGACCAAACAAUGCAAGAAAUUGUUUAAGCCAGACUCGAAGGCGAUCAGGUUCUUUGGGAUGUCACUGGCAUUGAGGACGUUUCCAUCGUCCACUCUCACUAGUUGCAGUCCAAGUUACACUCAUGAGUGUGAUGGAAACUCAUAUCUGAAUGGAAUCUGUUACCAGUUUAACAGCAGUCUGGAUUUCACCUCCAACAUCACCGCCGCCUUCCAAGAAUGCACUAAGAGUAAAGUGAACCUGGUCUUCCUCUUUGAUGGCUCUCAGAGCAUGAAGGACAUUGACUUCACCAAGAACAAGAAAUUCAUAUGGGACAUUAUGACCAAUCUCAAGAACUCAUCUAUCGAGUUUGCUGCUGUUCAGUUUUCUAAGGAAAUCAGGGAAGUUUUCAACUUUAAAGAUUAUGUUACCAACAUGGCAAAGAAGAAACUUGAUGCUGAAGUUCACAUGAAGUCGCUCACAAACACCUACACUGCCAUCAGAUACAGCCUUUCACAUCUGUUUGAUAAUGUUAAGUCUGGUGCAGAUCCUGAGGCUAUUAAAGCCCUGGUCAUCAUCACAGAUGGGAAUCCUACUGAUAACCACAACCAAGAGAUAGAGGACUGUGAGGAACGCAACAUUGCACGCUUUGUUAUCGGGGUUGGGAGUGUAAGUCUUGACAAACUGAAUAGUCUUGGCUCAAAGCCGAGUGAUAGCUACGUCUUCAGGAUUGAAAACUAUGAUGGACUGAAUGGACUUUUGGAUAACCUGCAAAAUAAGAUCUAUGCCAUCGAGGGAGCUAAAGGCAGGAAAUUUGGUAAAGAGGUGUCUCAGAGUGGAUUCAGUGCUGCUAAUGUCAAGGACACUCUUAUUCUGGGAGCAGUUGGAAAUGAUGACUGGAGAGGAACGCUGUAUGGGGUUACAGGAGCUGAGAACAAUGAAGUGAAAUUCAAUGACAGCAAAUUAAAUGAGGCCUCAUACAAUGGUUACUCUGUGGUGGUUGGACAGAGAGAUGGUGUUUCUCUUGUGUUCUCUGGAGCUCCGAGAUCUAAUCACAGGGGUGAGGUGACUCUGUAUAAAAAGAUGUCUCAGAUGUGGAAAGCUGUGAAGAAUAUUUCAGGUGAACAGGUCGGCUCUUAUUUUGGAGGAUCGGUGUGUGUGUUAGACUUGGAUUCAGACAACAACACAGACUUCCUCGUGGUUGGAGCCCCACUCUAUUACAGUCAUCAUCCUCAGCUAGAAGGACGAGUAUACAUCUACAAUCUCACACAGAAGCUGGAGAUGGUGAAGGUGAAGGAGGUGUAUGAAUCAUCUCAGGGUCGGUUUGGAAUGACUCUAGCUGCUGUAGCAGAUCUGAAUGGAGACCUGCUGCAAGAUUUAGCUGUUGGAGCUCCACUGGAAGAUAACUACAAAGGAGCCAUCUACAUUUACCUCGGCAACCGUGAACAAGGCAUCCGCACCCAGUACAGCCAGAGAAUUGCGGCAAGAUCUUUCCCUGUGAAUCUUCAGCAUUUCGGUUUGGCGAUUGACGGUGUGAUGGACAUGGGACAGGACGGUCUGACGGACAUUGCUGUUGGAGCAAAAGGAACCGUUUUACUCUUGAAGUCUCGGCCGGUUGUGUCCGUUUUGGCGAAGCUCAGUUUCUCUCCCUCUGAAAUCAACCUGACUCACUUUGACUGCCUCAACAACCUGGAGAGUCCUGCUGAGAAAAAUCAAGUCAUUACCAUUGAAACCUGCUUUAUUAUGACCGAGAACACCAAGAGCAAAGGGGCAGUGAACAAUCUGAACAUAUCGUGGGAGCUAAUUGCUGACGCUGUGAGACAGGACAGUCGGGCGUUCUUCAUUAAGGAUGAUACGAAGUCCAGGCACAUAGUCAACAUGGUGAGGUUAGGCAUGAAUAUGUCCUGUUCCAGUCAUGCAGUCUAUAUGCAGAGGUGUGUGAAGGACACAGUGUCUCCCGUCUUGUUCAGAAUCAACUACAAUCAGUCUGAUCCUCAAGAUUCCACCUCCAUCCUGAACAUCGACAGCAAGACCUCGGCAUUUGUAGAGGUUCCAUUUCAGAUUAACUGCAAAAACACAAGCUGUGUAUCAGACCUGCAGAUGGACUUCAGAUUCCAGAACCACACAUUGCUGGUGGUGGACCAAGCCUCUUUUAUCAUCCAGGUGACUCUACUGAAUAAAGGAGACGACUCCUUUAACACCAGUUUGGUGCUGCUCUAUCCUCCUGGAUUAUCACUCUCAAAGUUCAAGACCAUUCAGCCAAACAGAAGGGCUCUGAGUAGUUGUGGAGAUCGUGAUGAAGGAGCUCUAAAUAAAACCACCUGCAGUAUCAGUUUACCCGUCUAUCCCAGAAACAUGCAUGCCAUGUUUGAGGGUGUGUUCCGCAUUUCUCGCUUUUACGACUGGAAUGAUAGCAUGCAGAUGACACUUGUGGUCAGCAGUGACAACAAUGGAAAUAAAACUAACCCUACAGUGAUGAAAACUCUGUCUGUUCAGUUCAGUGUAGACCUGGCCAUCAGCCCUGUUCCUGAGCUUUCAGUAACAUAUCUGAAUUUCUCUCUGGAAGACAAAGGACUGAAACCUCUCAGUGUUGUGUAUAAGGUUAGUAAUCUGGAACUGAAAGGUCUGCCUGUAAAUGUAAGCUUCUGGAUUCCGUCUGAGACCGGAGUCAGCCUGUACGAUCUGCACAAUUUCACCAUCGCUGUGUCAGAGAAUGCUACGGCCUGUUCCAUCACAACGCACGCUAAACCUGAUGAAUGUCCAGUUAAGAACUGUGUGGUCUUCAAAUGUAUGCCUUUCUUACUGGAACCUGAGUCUGCUGUCCAGUUCGAGCUGAGCACUCUCAUUUCCUUCCCUAAUAAACAAAAUUACACAGGGAAAUUGUAUUUCAAUGAGUUUAAGAAGGAGGAAGAAUUUUCUGUCUUUGCUCAGCUGGACUUUGAUAAAAACCGUUAUCAUCAACUUUCCAGUGACAGAGAAAAUAACAGGAGCAGGUUUGACCGCGCCAUGAUCACUGUAAAAGUAGAGCUGGUCAUUCCUCCUGAUGUCAGUGCAAUCAGUGGAACAGGUGGAUUUCUCGGAUUUCUCCUACUCAUCCUCAUCUUUAUACUGCUGUUGAAGUGUGGAUUCUUUAAGCGUAAACAUCAUCUGUUAGAGGAAGUGAAUGAGAACAGAGCUGAGGGAGAAGAUGGAGGUUGCAUUGCUGAAACAAAUGGAAAGGCAGAAGAAACUUCUUCCACAUCUGAAGAGAGACCGUUUAUUUCUGAUGGAGGAAAUGAUGAAGUGCCGGAAAAUGGAAAGAAGGAGAAUGGAGAAAUGGAGAGAGGAGAAAGUGGAGAGUGAAAAGUCUUCAGUGACUCACACACUGAUGGAGUUUUAGUGAGGAGUCUCUCUGCUCUACUGCUGUAUCUGUAACUCUCGGAUUCUUUCUGCAGUAUAUUUAAUGUGUGUGAAGAAGACCAGUGUGUGUGUGUGUGUGUGUGUGUGUGUGUGUUGUAGGAGUGUGUGUGUGUGUGUGUGCACUGUAGGAGUGUGUGUGUGUGUGUGUGUGUUGUAGGAGUGUGUGUGUGUGUGCUGUAGGUGUGUGUGUGUGUGUGUGCUGUAGGUGUGUGUGUGUGCACUGUAGGUGUGUGUGCACUGUAGGAGUGUGUGUGUGUGCUGUAGGUGUGUGUGUGUGCA
Messenger RNA from Hemibagrus wyckioides, 3903 nucleotides. Its product is annotated as integrin alpha-D. Gene Ontology annotation, molecular function: integrin binding. Lineage: Eukaryota; Metazoa; Chordata; Actinopteri; Siluriformes; Bagridae. Gene Ontology annotation, cellular component: external side of plasma membrane; integrin complex. Gene Ontology annotation, biological process: cell-matrix adhesion; integrin-mediated signaling pathway; cell-cell adhesion. The transcript is spliced from 31 exons. The coding region runs from base 43 to 3567 and encodes 1174 amino acids. The record is from RefSeq and is a predicted model, not a curated record.